Molecule: messenger RNA, 1503 nt
Organism: Entrophospora sp. SA101
Lineage: Eukaryota; Fungi; Glomeromycota; Glomeromycetes; Entrophosporales; Entrophosporaceae
Source: the annotation of a GenBank genome assembly
AUGAUGGUGAAAAAUUCUGACUAUGUUAAAAAUAAUUACUAUGACCUUGUCCGUUCCGCAAUAGAAACAAAUAUGAAAAAGAACAAAAUUACUCCCGAAAGUUAUUCUUUAUUACAAAAAGAAGUAGCAGAUUUAGAAAAAACUAGAGGAGAAAUUGCCGAAAAUUUAGGCUUGUCUGCCGAAAUUUGCCAAAAAAACAAUAAUAAAUCAUUGGUCGGAUUAGGAAGUGUAGUUACUUACAAAAUAUUAACCGCCGGAGAAGAAGAAACGGUGGAAAUAACUGAUACAGUGGAAGCGAGCCCGCCCCAAAAGAUUUCUCUUUAUAGCCCGGUUGGUGAAAGUUUAUUGGGAAAAAAAGUUGAAAAGCAAUUUAUUCGUCAGGGAAUGGAUUUAGGAUUGGCAAGGAUGAAAUUAGCCUGCCGACUUCUUAAUCGUCCUGAAAAAAAACAAAACACAGUUCAUAUUACCGGAACCAACGGCAAAGGCAAGUUAGAAAGCAAACUCCAACCAACAAUUUUCGAAUUUGUAACGAUUGUUGCUUUAUAUUACUUUGCGGAAAUAAAACCAGUUGACUUAGUAAUCUACGAAGUAGGAUUAGGUGGAAAGUAUGAUGCUACUAAUGUAAUUUUCCCUUUGGUUUGCGGGAUUACUAAUGUUGCUUAUGACCAUGCUCAUUAUUUAGGAAAUACUUUGCCGAGUAUUGCCCAAGAAAAAGCCGGAAUUAUCAAAAAAGAUAAAAAAGCAAUAAAUCAAGAAAUCAUUGAAGAUGGAAAAAAACAUUUAGAAAACUCAUCAGCAGUUCAAUUCCUUGAAGCUUUAAACGACCCUGUAAAAAAGGCUGAAUUAGAAAUGGCUAUAAAGAGAACAAAAAGAAUUUCAGCAAAAACUAGCUUGCGGUUAUCAAGCGAUGGCGAAAAACAAAAAACUCAAAGAGGAGUUAGCAUAGACGAUUACGUUUACGGUGGUGGACCAGGAAUGCUUUUGAAAAUUGAUUGUUUAGUAAAAACUUUGGCUGCAGUUUACGAAAACUAUGGAAAAGAUUGUUAUGUUGUUUUGCUUUCUCCCCAAGGGAAAAGGUUCACCCAAAGAGAUGUCAAGCGCCUGAUUCAAAAUAAAAAAUUAGUCUUUAUUUGCGGUCAUUAUGAAGGAUUGGACGAACGGAUUCUCAAUUAUGUUGAUGAACAAAUUUCCGUAGGUGAUUUUAUCACUAGUGGUGGAGAAAUACCGGCUUUAUUGAUCACCGAAACUUUAAUUCGGGCUUUGCCAGGAGUUCUUUCUAACGAGGUAUACCAAAAUGAAACUUUGCUAACCGAGAAUUUAUUCGAUUUUGCCACUUAUACCCGCCCUGCUAUUUUUGAAAAGCAAGAGGUUCCCGCCGUUUUAUUAUCAGGCAACCACCAAAAAAUUCGAGAAUGGCGCCAGGAAAAUAGCCAACAAAAAACCCAAAGGCAAGGACAAAAUUUCCGUAAUCAACAAAAAAUAAUUCCUCAAACGGAUAGAUGA